AUGGAUAAUCCGUUAUCAUUAUACUGUCGACUUUGUGCAGAAAUUAAAUCAAAUACCGAUUUAAUUAAUACAGUUAAUGAUGAUUUAGAUUUAAAGUGUAAAAUAUACGAUCUAUUAGCAAUAGAAACAUCGAAUGAUAUUGAUUUACCAAAAUCAAUAUGUAGUGAAUGUUUUAAUAAAAUAGUUUUAUGCUCAGAAUUUAAAGAGCAAUCACAGAAAGCACAGACUAAAUUGCGUGAAAUUGUUAUACUUAAUAAUAAAGUUAAAAUUGAAUUAAGUGCUAUCGAAGAAAAUAUUGAACAGGAAGAUAAUAAUUAUAAUGAUUCCCGUGAUGAUCCUUUAUCGGCUGACGAAAAUCCAAAUUCUAUUGGUGAUGAUCCAAAAGAAGACAUUACAAUUGUUAAAAAUGAAAUAAAAAUUGAAGAUGCUGAAAUAAAUAAUAAACAAUGCAAGUCAUCUAAAGAUAAUCGUAGUGACGAAGUAAAGAAACUACAACAACGUUGGAGUCAUGAUGUUUAUAAAUAUUAUGGCGACUGGCAAUGUAAUGAUUGUGAUGAAAUCAUAAAAUCAUCAAAACAUUUUCGUGAACAUUGUGCCGCAGCUCAUAACAAAUUACCUGUAUACGUGUGCAAAAUAUGCUCAAGAGUUUAUCAGGAUGAAAAAUUUAGUGCAUUUUAUAAACAUAUUUUUAAACAUUUCAAGUAUCAACAUCGACCAGAAGAUAUGCGUAAUAAACAAGGACGAAAGCAUUCAUCGAAAGUAAAGAAAGAACAUAAAUGUACUGAAUGUGGAAAAUUAUUCGAGAAACCGAUAUAUUUACAAAGACAUUCAAAAGUACAUGAACCAAAAGAUUUAUUUACAUGUACAACAUGUAACAAACAAUACCAGACAAUAGGGGCAUUAAAGUAUCACGAGGCUAAGCAUACAGAGGAGCGAGUUUUAGUAUACUGUGAACAAUGUGGUAAAAGUUUGACAACGAAAUCGAGUUUAGUGUGUCACAUGAAAACAGUACAUACAGAAGAAAGGCCUUACCGUUGUGAACAAUGUCCAAAACGAUUUAAAAAUAUACCUACUUUGCAUAAUCAUUUAAAGACACAUAUUGGAUUGAGAUUUAAAUGUAAUAAUUGUGAUAAACUAUUUUCAAGUAAAUCGUCAUUAAAACGACAUUCAUCCACACAUUCUGGUCUUUUACCAUUCGAAUGUAGUUUUUGUAAUAAACGAUUUAGAAUUGCAGAAUCUUUAAAGAUACAUGUUCGACAGCAUACAGGUGAAAGACCUUUUUCAUGUGAAAAAUGUAAUCAUCAUUUUUCAAAUUUAGCAAAUUAUAUCAAACAUAUGAGAGGAAAACACGGUGUACUUAGUGUGGCUAAAGAUCCUGUUUAUUGUAAUCCCAAGUAUGUAAAAACUAUCACGGAGAGUCAACAACCAAUUACGGAAAAAUAAUUAUUAAUUAAUUAGUCUUAAUCAAAUUAAUAAUA
Chrysoperla carnea is the source of this 1478-nucleotide messenger RNA. Its product is annotated as zinc finger protein OZF-like. The record is from RefSeq and is a predicted model, not a curated record. Gene Ontology annotation, molecular function: RNA polymerase II cis-regulatory region sequence-specific DNA binding; zinc ion binding; DNA-binding transcription factor activity, RNA polymerase II-specific. Gene Ontology annotation, biological process: regulation of DNA-templated transcription. Bases 1 to 1443 code for a protein of 480 amino acids. NCBI's taxonomy places the organism in Eukaryota, Metazoa, Arthropoda, Insecta, Neuroptera, Chrysopidae. The transcript has 8 exons. Gene Ontology annotation, cellular component: nucleus.